AUGAUUGAUUUUGGAGCGUUUGAGAAAAUCAGUGGUCAUCCUGAAUCAAGUAGAUAUUUGAACAUUAAUGACAGAAAAAAUAAGCGAAAUUUUGAGAACAAAGAGAACAUUGAUUUAGGAAAUGAAUCACUACUAUCAUUAGAAGAGGAUAUUAAUACUUAG
Molecule: messenger RNA, 162 nt
Organism: Entrophospora sp. SA101
Lineage: Eukaryota; Fungi; Glomeromycota; Glomeromycetes; Entrophosporales; Entrophosporaceae
Source: the annotation of a GenBank genome assembly